This is a messenger RNA of Elephantulus edwardii (Cape elephant shrew), 540 nucleotides long. RefSeq names its product corticotropin releasing hormone (gene CRH). NCBI's taxonomy places the organism in Eukaryota, Metazoa, Chordata, Mammalia, Macroscelidea, Macroscelididae. Gene Ontology annotation, cellular component: extracellular region. The coding region runs from base 1 to 540 and encodes 179 amino acids. The record is from RefSeq and is a predicted model, not a curated record. The transcript has a single exon. Gene Ontology annotation, biological process: positive regulation of cortisol secretion; negative regulation of epinephrine secretion; negative regulation of glucagon secretion. Gene Ontology annotation, molecular function: corticotropin-releasing hormone activity.
AUGCGGCUGCCUCUGCUCGUGGCCGUGGGCGUCCUGUGGGUGGCUCUGCUGCCCUGCCAGCCAUGCCGGGCCUUCCUCACUCGGGGGUCCACCCUGGGCGCCCGUCAGGCUCCCAAGGGUUCCCAGCCCCAGGAUUUCUUCCAGCAGCAGCCGCAGUCGGAGCAGCCCCAGAAGCCACAGCCUCGGCCCGUCCUGCUUCGCGUGGGUGAAGAGUACUACCUCCGCCUGGGGAACCUCAGCAGGAACCCAUCUGUCCCGACUUCUGGCCGCUCCUCGACCCUUCAGGGUGGCAGCCACUCUACGUCAGGGGUGGCCAACUUUUACCGCGAGUGGCUGCGGCAGCAGCCCCAGCGCGCGCUUACCAGCCCCACGGGUGGUGCAGCUGCGGAGGAGGAGAAGCAACGGCGGUCCGAAGAGGCGCCCAUCUCGCUGGAUCUCACUUUCCACCUCCUCCGGGAAGUCUUGGGCAUGGCCAGGGAUGAGCAGUUAGCUCAGCAAGCUCAGAGCAACAGGAAACUGCUGGACUUGGUGGGGAAAUGA